GCUUACACUGUUAAAAAAACGUACUUUUUCCGGUAAUUAACCCCCCCUAAAAUCGGUAGUUUUACCUAAAAACGGUGGUUUUCAAUUUUUACGAAAAAAACGGUGAUUUUUCACCCGAAAUAAACAAUGUGGGUUUUACACACCAGAUAACGGGGUUGUCGCAUCAGACAAUGGUGUUCGCGAACUAAUAAAUGGUGCAGCUACCCCGAAAAGUGGCUCUGUUAAUUGUUUAUAUUUUAAUGAGCGUAGCGUUAGACAUUGUAAAAAUUGUUCGUCUGUUUUGUGUUCUGACUUUGAACUUGUGAGUUCCAGAUUUGCUGCAUCAUGGAUUUUCAACUUGAGAAUAUUGGUAUACCAUAUUAAUCCCGAUUAAUAUAUAUGAAUAAUAAUAACCAUAUAAUCCCCACCCGAUUACCCGACUUCUGCCCCGGAUCUUACCCAGACAUUUUAUUUAAGUUCAAAAUUCGGGAAAUUCUUCAUGUUUUUCAUGUCUUUCUCAUUUAGCGCCAUAAAUGUGCCAUUUUUUCAAGAUGCCGCCGGGGCUAUCGGUUUCACCGGGUAUUUUGAACCGAACCGAACCGCUCGAAAAGUACCUACCCGGGUCGCAACCGAUCGGCCAUUUUUCGGGUAGGUCAGUGCGGUUUUUUGGGGUUCAGGUAUCGAGGCCGAGCCCUAAUUGUCAAUAAUCACCAAAACCAUAUUUCACUGUAUGGCAACGUCAAUGUGUUCAACUAUAACCUACGGGAAUUCUUGAAAAUCAGUCGGCCAUUGAUAGCUACACUGUCUACAUGCUUUCAUUGUCCAACCUAAAGUUCAGUUUUCUAUUUAAAACGUGGAAAGUAACUCUCAGUAACCCUAAAAAUGGUAGAUUCAGAUCGUAAAAAUGUAAUUGUAGUGCUUGAAUCUAAAGGAGACGAGGAUUCAGAUGAUAAUUUUGAGAUUGGUUUUUCUAAUGAAAAUGGAAAGUAUUCAGAUCUUGCUUUGAUAAAAAAAAAAUUGAUAGCCAAGAGUGAAAGAGUGCAAAAUUCAUUAAAGGAUCGUGACUUAGUCUUUAAAAGACAAAGUGACAUUAAAGAAGGUGUAUGGGUUGUUGUGGGCGAGGAUUCGCCAGUUAAGUCUGGUUCAAAACCUCAGCCAAAAGGUCUCUCCAUGCUGCUACAACAGAUGCUGCAGUUAUGGAUCCUUCUUCUAUGCCUCUUGUUUCAAAUGAUGAAUUUAUAAAAGAAUUGGUAGUUGAAAAUGUGUCUACUCCUGUUACUAUAUAUGAUCACUCGUCACAAAAUGUCUCCACUUAUGACAUUUCACAUGAUAAUUUUUUUGUUCUUCCACAAGAAUUGGUUGCUGAAAAUGCUUCUUCUCAUUCCUUGCGAGAUGCCUCUGAAGGAAACUGUGUGUUAGACAAUUCAGAAACAAGUACUGAUAUCGUCGACAGCAGCUGUGAUGACCAUGCCCAAAAUAUUAGAAGCGUUGCGAAAAACCUAAAGAAAAGAAAAUUGUGUUUGCAAUCGCGGAAUCCACCCUCAAAGACAACGUGUCUGACAACUGCUGUACUGAAAGAAAGACGAGAACCAACUUCAGUGCCACUGCCAGCCAAUUUCAUCUUACCUAAUUGAUUUGAUUGUUAUUGCAUAGAGUUAAUGUGCUCGCCUUAAUUUGUUAACAAAGAAGACAUUAAUAAUAAAGAUCAUGUUCAGUUUUAAUUAUA
Molecule: messenger RNA, 1705 nt
Organism: Daphnia magna
Lineage: Eukaryota; Metazoa; Arthropoda; Branchiopoda; Diplostraca; Daphniidae
Exons: 6
Coding region: 1176-1613 (145 amino acids)
Source: RefSeq, a predicted model, not a curated record